GCUUGUGUGUGUGUGUGUGAGUGUGUGGAGCUGUCAGCUUUUUCUACACAAAUCCCUGAGUCAUGCUUUGACUGGAGAGUUAAGGGUCGGUCGAUAGUGAACGCAGACUGAUCAAACGGAUGCUUGCAGUGAAGAUGCAUUUGUGUGUGUUGGCGUGCAGAGGGCUGGAAUGGAGCAGCGGCAGGAUUUUGUCUGCAGUGAAUUCUUCCCGAGCCAAAAGCUCCUGAGUUUUUGAUUCCCCAGGCUAACCCUCCCCCCCCAGCACCUUGGAGCAGCUGUCACAGUCUGGGGAAGGGGUCUGAGACCUACCAUCUGACCAUGUGCCAAUGCCAAGUGACCCCGGAUUGCCCUGGUACUGGGGUAACGAUCCGGUGCUGUUCUAUGGACAUUGUCUGGCCACUGACCCAUUGAGAAACAGAUGCUCCUGCCCUCGGAGCCUGUACCUUUUCUCUUCCACAUUCAAGAUCACUGAAUAUUUUUGUUUCUCUUUCCCUCUGCUGGUUCUCCUUCUACCCACGCCCCACCCAAACCCCCCGCUCCCCCCCCCCCCCCCCGACCCCGGCUUUUUUUUUUGGAGGGGCUGGGGAGCUUGAAAAGUUGCAGCUUGUUCCCCUGAUGGCGACUGGAUCCGUCCUGUAGCACAGCAGAUGUGACCUCUCGUAUCGUCGGAUUAAGGGAGAGGGAGAGAGAGAGAAAGACAUUCGGGCGUCUGAGAUGACAACAGAGGCACCAGCCUAGGGUGGCCAUGGAUGAUUCUGAUAUUGUUAGACGGAGGAGAGUUCAGAAAGAUCUGCCUUUGACAAGAAAAGGGAGCAGUUGUCGAACCAGCAACAGGAAAAGCUUGAUUCUGACCAGCACGUCGCCAACUCUCCCACGACCUCAUUCACCACUCCCGGGCCAUCUAGGCAGCAGUCCCUUGGACAGUCCACGGAACUUCUCUCCUAACGCACCCGCACACUUCUCAUUUGUGACCUCUCGAAGCCACGGUCAUCGCACUGACAGGGCAGAUGGACGUCGAUGGUCCCUCGCCUCAUUGCCAUCCUCGGGAUAUGGGACCAACACUCCCAGCUCCACCGUGUCUUCAUCAUGCUCGUCACAGGAGAAGCUUCAUCAGUUGCCCUUCCAACCCACAGUGGAUGAACUGCACUUCCUGUCCAAACACUUUGGCAGUACCGAGAGCAUCACUGAUGAUGAUGGCGGGCGACGCUCUCCAGCAGUGCGGCCACGGUCUCGGAGUCUCAGCCCUGGCCGCUCUCCUUCCUGCUAUGACAAUGAAAUAGUGAUGAUGAACCAUGUCUACAAAGAAAGGUUCCCAAAGGCCACCGCCCAAAUGGAGGAAAGGCUACAGGAGUUCUUCACAGUCAACGCUCCAGAGAACGUGCUCCCCCUGGCUGAUGGGGUCCUCAGCUUCAUCCACCACCAGGUCAUUGAAAUGUCCAGGGACUGCCUGGACAAGUCGCACGAGGGGCUCAUCACUUCACGCUACUUCUAUGAGCUGCAGGAGAAUCUGGAGAAGCUAUUGCAGGAUGCACAUGAACGAUCUGAGAGUUCAGAGGUUGCUUUUGUGACACAGUUGGUGAAGAAGCUCCUGAUCAUCAUUGCACGGCCAGCACGGUUACUCGAGUGUCUGGAAUUUAACCCUGAGGAAUUUUACCAUCUGUUGGAGGCUGCUGAGGACCAUGCAAAGGAGGGCCAUGGCAUUAAAAUUGACAUUCCCCGUUACAUCAUCAGCCAGCUGGGACUCACCCGGGACCCCCUGGAAGAAAUGGCCCAUCUGGAUACCUAUGACAGUCCAAAUCUCAACACCCAAGAACUGGUCGACUUGAUCGAUGGUCGUGGGCCUUCUGGCAAACCUCCAAAGGCACCAUCUGAAGAAGACUUUGACACCAUUAAACUAAUAAGCAAUGGGGCAUAUGGUGCUGUUUACUUGGUGAGGCACAGGGAGACAAGGCAGCGAUUUGCCAUGAAGAAGAUAAACAAACAGAACCUAAUACUUCGAAACCAGAUCCAGCAGGCAUUUGUGGAGCGUGAUAUCCUCACCUUUGCAGAGAAUCCUUUCGUAGUCAGUAUGUUCUGCUCUUUUGAAACCAGACGGCAUCUCUGCAUGGUCAUGGAAUAUGUGGAAGGAGGUGACUGUGCAACAUUGCUGAAAAAUAUUGGCGCAUUGCCUGUGGACCUGGCUCAGAUGUAUUUUGCUGAAACUGUUUUGGCUUUGGAAUAUUUACAUAAUUAUGGUAUUGUCCAUCGGGAUCUAAAACCUGACAAUCUCUUGAUAACGUCAAUGGGGCACAUUAAGUUAACAGACUUCGGCCUCUCAAAGAUUGGUCUUAUGAGUCUCACCACCAACCUCUAUGAGGGUCACAUCGAGAAGGAUGCCCGGGAAUUCCUGGACAAGCAGGUGUGUGGUACUCCAGAGUACAUUGCCCCAGAGGUCAUCGUGCGACAGGGGUAUGGAAAGCCGGUCGACUGGUGGGCAAUGGGCAUCAUACUGUACGAAUUCCUGGUGGGAUGUGUUCCUUUUUUUGGUGACACACCUGAGGAGUUGUUUGGCCAAGUCAUCAGCGAUGAUAUAAUGUGGCCUGAUGGCGAUGAGGCACUCCCAGCAGAUGCCCAACACCUUAUUUCCUGUCUUCUACAGCCAAACCCAUUGGAGAGACUGGGGACAGGAGGAACCUAUGAAGUCAAGCAACACGGUUUCUUCAAAGACCUGGACUGGAAUAGUCUGCUGCGUCAAAAGGCAGAAUUCAUUCCCCACCUGGAGUCAGAAGAAGACACAAGUUACUUUGACACUCGGUCUGAUCGAUAUCACCAUGUCAAUUCCUAUGAUGAGGAUGACACCAAUGAAGACGAGCCAGUGGAAAUUCGACAGUUUUCCUCCUGCUCACCUCGCUUUAUUAAGGUUUACAGCAGCAUGGAACGCCUCACGCAGCAUGAGGAGCAGAAAGCCCCAGUGGUCACCCGACGCAACCUGAACAAACACAAGGAGGAAAAGAGUGAGAAGAUGGAGGGGUUGAGCUCCAUCAGCACCCGGGACAAGAGCUGGAGGACAAGCUCUCCGGAAAUGAAGCGCCUCUCUGCGUCGGAGUCUUCUUAUGGCGAGAGUGACUCCAGUCCGCCUCUCACCGUACGCCGCAGGUUCUCCGCACUCAUGGACACUCACAAGUUUGCCACACCCCUCGAGGACGACACGGAGGUAACCCACAAACACCAGGGAGUACAGACGGUGACGCCAGUCCAGGAGCAGUCAAGCCAGUCUGAACCACGGCAGAAAGAUGUGGAGGGGCAGAUUGCCAAUGCUGCAGGAAAUGCCAGCAAUACCCCAACAUUCCCAGCUGGUAGGCCGGUGAAGUUAAAUGAGUCGCUGUGCACUGUUUCAAAGGAAACAGAUUCCUCGUCUACAAAGGCAACGAGUGACCUGGCAGUCCGCAGAGCGCGUCACCAGCAGCUGUCUGGGGACUCAGGCGAGAAGCGCACCUCCCGGCCCGUGAAUAAGGUCAUCAAAUCCGCUUCGGCCACCGCUCUAUCGGUCAUGAUCCCUGCAGUAGAUCAACACAGCAGUUCACCUCUCGCCAGCCCUAUGUCACCACGAUCGCUGUCAUCUAAUCCUUCAUCACGGGACUCCUCACCCAGCCGGGACUUCUCACCGGCAGUGACGAGUCUCAGAUCCCCAAUCACCAUUCACCGUUCGGGAAAGAAAUAUGGCUUCACGCUUCGUGCCAUCCGUGUUUAUAUGGGAGACAGUGACGUGUACAGUGUCCAACACAUGGUCUGGCAUGUAGAAGAUGGAGGACCUUCGCACGAAGCUGGACUUUGUGCUGGUGACCUUAUAACUCAUGUGAAUGGGGAACCUGUCCAUGGACUCGUCCACACAGAAGUUGUGGAACUUAUACUGAAGAGUGGAAACAAAGUGACUGUAACAACAACACCGUUUGAGAACACAUCCAUUAAGAUUGGUCCAGCCCGGAGAUCCAGCUACAAAGCCAAAAUGGCCAGGAGGAAUAAGAAAAGCACAGGGAAGGAAGGGCAAGAGAGCAGUAAGAAGCGAAGCUCUUUGCUUCGAAAGAUAACGAAACAGUCUAACCUGCUGCACACGAGCCGCAGUCUCUCCUCCCUGAACCGCUCACUCUCAUCCAGCGACAGUUUACCCGGUUCGCCCACCCACAGUCUUUCUGCCCGCUCACCUACACAGAGCUACAGACCCACGCCAGACUCUGGCUAUUUAGGUGGAGGGGGAAACUCAUCUCAGAGUAGCUCCCCAGGUUCAAGUGUUCCAAAUUCCCCGGCCACCCCACACCACAUCCGGCCCAGCAGCCUUCACGGCUUGUCCCCGAAGCUCCAACGCCAGUACAGAUCAGCGCGGUGCAAGUCAGCGGGGAACAUCCCGCUGUCCCCUCUCGCUCACACUCCGUCGCCCACCCACCCGUCCCCACAGCACCCUUCCUUCCCACUGCCCGCCCACACGGUGGGCAGCUCCAACACCACGCAGACCUUCCACAUUAAGUUACACUCGUCGCCCCCGGUGGUGAGACCGCGGCCCAAGAGCGCAGAGCCCCCCAGGUCCCCGCUCCUCAAGAGGGUGCAGUCGGCGGAGAAGCUGUCCAUCCCGCUCUCGUCCGAGAAGAAACUCGCAAUCCGCAAGCACAGCCUCGAGGCAUCCCACUCGGAAUUCCGGAAGGAAGGCCUGCACAGUGACACCAGUCUGCAGAGCCUGAUGGAGUCGGAGGGAGAAGUCCUGGGAUCAAAGAGUGACAGCAGUGAAGUGGGGCCUUUCCGACAGAUGGCUGUCAGGAAACUGGGCAGGCAGGAGUCUCCGUUGAUUGAUAGAGACAUAUUCUCCACAAUCAGGCAAGAAAGGGGGGAAGGACUUGACCCCGUGCAGGAACUAGAGGUUAAAAUCAAUGAUCAUGAGGAGAUUCCAGUUGGAGGGGUCAACGUAAAUCAUGAUGGCGUAACAAGAACAUGUUCCACAUUUAGCUCUCACAGCAGCUCCAGUGGGAUUAAAGACGUGACCAAACAUUUGGCUGAAGACCAGGGGAUUAGUGGUUCUUCUUCAUCUUCAGUGAAGGAAUCAAAUGGAAAGACUAUUGCUUCAAAAGCGCAGAAUUCUGAUCCAUCUUCCAACACAGCAGCAGCCAAAAAAUCUGAUCAAAGCUUAGAUAAGGACACACCAUUUAGUACCACGAGAGGAAAGAAUGGUACAUCUCCAUCCUCUGCUUCAACAUCACGCAUGGACAAGAGUUCUGAAUUAUCACUGAUCCCCAGACCUGAUACUUUGCCAACGCCUUCCGAAUCGAAAAUGUCUCCAGCACCAGUAGUGACCAGCCUUAAUGUCAAUGUUACACAGCCAAUCCAAAUAAACUGCGUCUUGGAACCUUCAGAGAAAAAUCAGCCCAAGGAACCCAAGAAGACGCGGUCCAUUGAUCCUGCGAAAAGGAGACACCAAGGAGUGCAAACUGAACCAUUAGGACCUGGCUCCCAGAACCAGGAUGGUGCCUGCAAACUAAUGCCAGACCACGGCACCGUGACAUUGCCAAAUCAGAGGGCAGAGCCAAAAGAUGUAUCUCCAGCAGCUGGUUCCCAGCCAGCCUCUGAGGAAAAGGGCAAAGCACUGGAAAUUCCUGCCAAGCUGGAGGCCACAAAGCCUGCGGGAAGCAGUGAUGGAAAAGAUGCCCACAAGAAGAGCAUGGCUUGUGAGACCAAAGAUAACGUUGAAGAACCAUGCAAGAUUGAGGAGAAAAAGGUCUACAGUCAUGAGAUUUUGCCUCAGGAAAGCCUCCUGCAACCAGCCAAAAGACCCGACGCCGGAGAUAGAAGUGCCCCAGUUAACUGUUACAAAGGAGCAUGUGAGGCACCUUUAGUGAGUAAAGGGGCCCCGGAGACUAAAAUAAAGAAGCCACCCGCCCCUACACCAUGCGAGGCUGGGCCAGGUUCCCCAGCGGUGGUGUCGUCAUGCUCAGACAAACCGGGUUUUGUCAACCAUUUGGCCUCUGUGGCAAAGAGUGUACUUGGGCCUGUGAAAAUGGCCAUCCCUGUGGUGCCAGCUGCUGCAGCAGAAAGACGGAAGGCAGGGGACAACGCAAAGACACUUGCUGACCAACAAGGCAUCUCCACAGCCCUGUUAGGACCAGUCACUAAGCCAGUAUCCAUGGCAACCUCACAAGACAUAGGCAGUGUGGCUGUUCAUGAAAAGAAAGAGAUAAGCCGUCAGACACUUUAGCAGGGGCUCGGAGUUGGAAGACCUGCAAAUGAAACGGCAAGCGAAGCGAAU
Messenger RNA from Chiloscyllium plagiosum (whitespotted bambooshark), 6268 nucleotides. It is a transcript of the gene mast1a, whose product is annotated as microtubule associated serine/threonine kinase 1a. NCBI's taxonomy places the organism in Eukaryota, Metazoa, Chordata, Chondrichthyes, Orectolobiformes, Hemiscylliidae. Gene Ontology annotation, biological process: peptidyl-serine phosphorylation; intracellular signal transduction; cytoskeleton organization. The record is from RefSeq and is a predicted model, not a curated record. Gene Ontology annotation, molecular function: ATP binding; protein serine/threonine kinase activity; magnesium ion binding.